AUGCUACUUGACCAAUUCUCGUUUCCUGAAUAUCAGCAGGCCUCAUUUUUCAGUCCCAGUAUACCGUCUUUCAAUCGUAUUGCUAUCUACGGUCAUCGAGGCUGGGCCAGCUCGAAGAUAACUGAAGCCUUGAUCGCUUCAGGGGCACCGAUCCGAAUUAUUUACCGUCCAGGAUCCGAUAUCUCGAGCCUACCGUCUUCCAUCACUAGCGUCGAGGUGGAUGUUGAGGACGAGCAAGCACUGGUUAACGCCCUACAUGACAUUGACAUCGUAAUCUCUCUCGUCGGACACGAAGGGGUUGAGCGACAGCAUGCCUUCGUCAAGGCUAUACCAAAGACGGACGUCAAGCUUUUCUCACCAUCGGAGCUUGCGGGUAGAUACGACGAGCAAGGCUUGAAGAUUGGCGUCAACAAGGCUAAACGCCAAGUUGAGGAAGCCUCUAUCGCUGCUGGCAUUCCAACUACGCUGGUUUUGCUUGGGAACUUCGCCGAGUUUGCACUGAAUACUCCUGGCAUGGGUGUAGACUUGCCUCGUAAUAGAAUUGUGUACUCGGGGAACAGUGCCGAGGAGAAUGUGGACUUAUGUACGAGCAGCUACGUGGCCGCGGCAUAUGUAGCUAUCUUUGCUUCGACGCCAAUUCCUCAACUCCAAAAUAGGGCGAUCUCGAUCUCAGAGUUGAAGGCCACUGGUAAUGAUGUUGCCACUGCGCUGAAACAGAAACAUGACACUCCUCCUCGAGUUUCCGUUUUGAGCCUCGACAAAGUCAACACCGAAGUUGAGGAAGGGCUGAGAUCAGGCAGUCUCUUUACCCUGGCUUGGUACUGCCGCAAGAUUUGGGGCACCGGCCAGCAAGCCAAGAUGGUCGGGACCGAUAUCUGGGAUGUUGAGGGAUACAGAAAGGCUACUCUUGAAGACUUAGUCGUCGGUGGAAAACUUGAAGCUUAUCGCCAACUCCUACCACAGGUUUCAGAGUACUUUCGGGGCACAUUCUGA
Molecule: messenger RNA, 993 nt
Organism: Colletotrichum phormii
Lineage: Eukaryota; Fungi; Ascomycota; Sordariomycetes; Glomerellales; Glomerellaceae
Exons: 4
Coding region: 1-993 (330 amino acids)
Source: RefSeq, a predicted model, not a curated record